AUGGACCACGUCAUACCAGGGAAGGCCCCUGUUGUUCCACUGCGUGCUGUGAUUGGAGUCCUCGGCUUCCUGGGGAUAGUUUUCCAGUACGUCCUGAAGGUGACCUUGUCCGUAGCCAUCGGCGGAAUGGUGAACCACACAACAAGUGGCGCAGUUGACACCAGCACGUGUCCGCUGCCAGACGGCACCAGCACCGGCGAAUCAAUCACAGAGGAAGGUGAAUUUGACUGGGGCGACAAGAUGCAGGGGUACAUCCUGUCGUCGUACUACUACGGCUACGCUGCGACCAACAUACUCGGUGGGUACGCAGCGGCGCGUUUCAGCGCCCGCUGGGUGUACGGGCUAGGACUCCUCAUCGCGGGGGUCUUCACCAUUCUUGGACCGGGCGUCGUGAUACCAGCAAUGCACGUCCUUUUUGCAAAGUGGUUCCCCGAGCACGAGCGCCAGAGGUUAACAGGAGCUGUUUUCUCAGCGUGCGUCGGCAGCGCGCUGUGCCUGCUGGGAGUGACGCUGGUCGACUGUGACGUCACACUGAUCAUCGUGCUGUUCGUGCUGACGAUGGUGUGCCGCUGCGCCGUGUACGGCGGCUCCUACAUGAACCACCUCUACCUCUUCCCGCACUCGUACGGCGGCGCGGCCGGGCUCGCGCUGACCGGCGCCAACGUGUCCGGCAUCAUAACGCCAAUUGUCACCGGCGCCUUUGUUUCGGGACGGCAAACGGUACAGCAGUGGAAAUACGUUUUCUAUCUAGCAAUGGGUAUCUCUGCAGUACCGUACAUUUUCUAUCUAAUUUUUGGCUCUGCUGAGGAUCAAGAAACUCCCUGGAUGGAGAAGAGAAAACUCAAGAGGAAACAACAAAGUGAACCUUGA
Molecule: messenger RNA, 870 nt
Organism: Schistocerca piceifrons (Central American locust)
Lineage: Eukaryota; Metazoa; Arthropoda; Insecta; Orthoptera; Acrididae
Product: putative inorganic phosphate cotransporter
Exons: 6
Coding region: 1-870 (289 amino acids)
Biological process (GO): monoatomic anion transport; transmembrane transport
Molecular function (GO): transmembrane transporter activity
Source: RefSeq, a predicted model, not a curated record